AUGGCCCAUUGUGAGCCGAAAGCCUCUGCGUCUCAACAGUCGCCACCUAGGCAGCAAGGGAACAGAGCGAUGGAUGUCGCUAAAGACUCUCAAAAGAGUCUAGUCAUUGCCCAGAGGCUUCCUGUAGAGAUUCUGAUUGCAGUCUUCGAAAUGAUCAUUCUUCCACCGCGCUUGACCAGGGUACAUCUAUCACGCCAUCGCAACGCAGACGCGGAAACAUGGAUUUCGUUGCCGUAUAUCUGUUCUCAGUGGUAUCCCAUAGCGCUCAGCGUGCUGUAUGCGUCGAUAGAGAUACGAACGUAUAAGCAGACAUUGUCGCUCCUUCGAGCCCUCCAAACGUACCCUCAUCUUCGGAAACUGAUCAAAGGUCUUCAUCUUCCAAUGCGCGUCGGGGUUCCGUGUCCACUUGAAGUCUACAGACUUUUCUGUCAAAUCAUUCAUUUGGUGGACGACUUGCGAGAGCUUAGCGCUACCGGUGUCUGCGGGCAACCUGUGUUUCAAUAUCCUGGAACGUUUAUCCAGACGGACGACAAAGCCGCCUGGACAAAAUCUAGUCUUUCUUUGCCCAUAGCACCGGACCGGCACCAAGAUCUGGUGUACUUGGAGCUGAGAGGAGAACUUACUACCCUUUCAGUCAGUCUCCCUCCUCAACUAUUCUCCUUUCAGGGUCUCAAGCAGCUUACUCUGGCUAACAUCGCACUCACCGAGCGACUCAAUCCGGGGGUUACCCCGAAGCUACCAUUACUGGAAGCAAUCACCUUUACCAAUCGCAAUCCCAUCCUUCUUCUGGACGACUGGCUCUGCGCUCAUCCAAAGUUACAUACUCUUCGAAUGUACGAAGCGCGGGGACCUACUAUUAUACCAAGGCUAAUCUCUUCCGGCAAAAUCAAACGUAUGGAGAUGAUGCACUGCGUCACUUAUCAAUGGAAUAGAGAAUUGAUUUCAUCCUGGUUCAACGCCUGCACAUCACUGCGCGAACUACGUGUCUCGGAUGACAUAUUUCUACAAAAUUCAGAUCUAGUUCCCAUCAAUCUGGAGGAAUUGCGAGUAGAGAUUGCUCGGCACUGGCUUGAUAUGACUCGCUGGGAAAGAUAUUUUGAAAGGGGUCCAAAUCUCGGUCGCUUCAUUUUAUCUGCGCAUCCAAGGCGCAACUGGUACAAGGAAUUGGGCGAGAGUGUCAUCUCUUAUGCAAAGGAGCACACGCCAGUUGUGGUGUUUGAGCCUCCAAAUUGUAAUUGCAGUGAUAACGUACGAAAGUCGCGGUCUGCUCGGUUCCGGACGAUUCCUGGAAACACGAUUCAGGAUGCCAUUGGGUCAUGGAAUCGUGCUCCAGAGUGUGAGAGUGAAUAA
Serendipita indica DSM 11827 is the source of this 1350-nucleotide messenger RNA. The record is from the annotation of a GenBank genome assembly. Lineage: Eukaryota; Fungi; Basidiomycota; Agaricomycetes; Sebacinales; Serendipitaceae.